GCUUUCUUCCAUCCUUCAGCCAUGGAAAAUGCAGAGAGCAGUGACAAAGGAGGAAGUGAUCAGUGCGAUGCUCAACGCCGCAGUCAGAGAGAUCGUCUAAAUAGAGAAGAAGCAUAUUACCAGUUUGUGAACAGUCUAAGUGAAGAAGAAUAUCGGCUAAUGAGAGAUAAUGAUUUGCUUGGCACUCCAGGUGAUAGCACUGAGGAGGAAUUACUGAGGCGACUACAGCAGAUUAAAGAGGGCCCUCCUCCGCCGAUCAGUGAUGAGAAUAGAUCAGGUGGUUCUGAGUCAUCGGAAGAUCCCUCGAGUGGAGAUUCCAUCAUUGACUGGUUGAAUUCUGUCAGACAGACCGGGAAUACCACAAGAAGUGGCCAACGAGGUAAUCAGUCUUGGAGAGCAAUUAGCAGAACAAACCCUAGCAGUGGUGACUUCAGGUUCAGUUUAGAAAUCAAUGUGAAUCGCAGCAGUGGGUCUCGAAAUGCAGAAAAUGACAGUGAGCAACUUAUGGAUAUCUCUAGUGGUGAGGACUUUGAAAACAACAGCCAAAGUGACUCUGAGUCUCAAAGAUCAGAAUCCCCUUCUGUAAGACGACGUAGCCAGUGGCCAGAAGCUCCUGAAAGGUCCACUUCUGAGGAAGUAACAAAUGAAGAAAUGACUACUCGCAGAGGUCAGAGGAGAGCAAGAAGCAGGAGCCCAGAACAACGAAGACUUCGACCACGAAAUGAUGUAAAUCCAUCACCUGUGAAUCCUUCAGAUGAAGUUUCUCCAGCACCUGAUGAGCUACCUGUUAAUACUGAGCUUCCUACAGUUGAAGUUGAAGGGAGUUCUAGAACUAGGCAACAUGUUCCUGUUAGGGCAAGUACAGUGGCAAAUGAAGUGCAGGACGAUAGUACAGCCACAUCUAAUGGCGGAGCAUUGGCUGCUCAGAAUGGCGGAUCAGUUCAGACUGAUGCUGUUGAAAUGAGUGGCAAUAGUGAAUCUACAGCUGCAGGACAGAGACCUCCAACUAUAGUACUUGACUUGCAAGUGAGAAGGGUUCGCCCAGGAGAACACAGACAGAGAGACAGUAUAGCUAGUAGAACCCGAUCACGAUCCCAGGCACCAAACAACACUGUCACUUAUGAAAGUGAGCGUGGGGGCUUUAGACGCACUUUCUCGCGUUCUGAGCGGGCAGGAGUGAGAACAUAUGUAAGCACUAUUCGCAUUCCCAUAAGGAGAAUUUUAAACACUGGACUGAGUGAAACAACAUCUGUAGCAAUUCAAACUAUGCUGAGGCAGAUAAUGACUGGCUUUGGAGAGUUGAGCUAUUUUAUGUAUAGUGAUGGUGAUUCAGAGUCUGCUGUUCGUAGCCAAAACGCAGCCACAGAAGGUGAAGUGCAGCAGAAUGGUGGUGAGAGCCCAGCCACUGAAGAUACUGAGGUUAACACAGCCGAGGAACAGGAGGGCAGUGGUGAUACAAAUUCUCCAUCUGGCGUAAGAAGGGAACGUCGGAACAGGGUUCCUGUGAGCUUAGAAGAAAGUGGAACUCUUCCUUUUCUUAGUUUAGCACAGUUUUUCCUUUUAAAUGAGGAUGAUGAUGAUCAACCUAGAGGACUUACCAAAGAGCAGAUUGACAACCUUUCUACCAGGAAUUUUGGAGUAAAUGAUGCUCUGAAAACUUGUAGUGUCUGCAUUACAGAAUAUGCAGAGGGAAACAAGCUUCGUAAGCUGCCUUGCUCACAUGAAUAUCAUGUCCACUGCAUUGAUCGUUGGCUAUCUGAAAACUCAACUUGCCCUAUUUGCCGUCGAGCAGUUUUGGUAUCUAGCAACCGGGAAAGUGUUGUCUAAGUGACAGACUUGGAAUAUUCAGCUGACAAACUGGUGCUUAAGUGGUGGGCAGCAGAAAAAUCCAGUUUUUCAUGUUAUAAUUUACGUUAUGAGCCCUAAGGCUUUUAGCAUACUUACAGAAGCAUUUUUUGUAAAAUAUUUGUAACAGAUUUGAAUAGAACCCAAUUAUGUAAGAUAUAGGAAUGUUUUCUCUUUACUGGAAUGUCUUUGCCCUUGACUCUGGUACAAAGGUUGACUGUCAUUUAAUCUCUUAUUGUUGUGAAAAAUUAGAAAUGCCUUUGCUUAUUAAAGUCUCCCAAAAAUCA
Molecule: messenger RNA, 2132 nt
Organism: Protopterus annectens (West African lungfish)
Lineage: Eukaryota; Metazoa; Chordata; Ceratodontiformes; Protopteridae
Gene: RLIM
Product: ring finger protein, LIM domain interacting
Biological process (GO): random inactivation of X chromosome; ubiquitin-dependent protein catabolic process; protein ubiquitination
Cellular component (GO): nucleoplasm; cytoplasm
Molecular function (GO): ubiquitin protein ligase activity
Source: RefSeq, a predicted model, not a curated record